Molecule: messenger RNA, 1998 nt
Organism: Struthio camelus australis
Lineage: Eukaryota; Metazoa; Chordata; Aves; Struthioniformes; Struthionidae
Source: RefSeq, a predicted model, not a curated record
AUGGACCGCAUUUUUGUAAAGAUUUUGCAGCCUACUGAUGAAAAGUGCUGUAUAAAAGCUGGCCUUUACACUGAUGGUCCUCUGUCACCCAGCCGUAGUGUGGCACUGAGAACUGGGAGGAAGGGGUUUAACGUUCAAGCAUGGAGAGUAUUACAGAUGGGAGGCUCUGAGCUGGACGCAGUUGAAAAAGGUUGUGGUCAGUGUGAGAUUGACCAAUGUGAUGGGAGUGUGGGAUACGGAGGAAGCCCAGAUGAAAGCGGAGAAACAACACUGGAUGCAAUGAUUAUGGAUGGGAACACUAUGGAAGUUGGGGCAGUUGCGGAUCUGAGACAUGUGAAAAAUGCAAUUGGUGUAGCGCGAAAAGUCAUUGAACACACAAAGCAUACGUUAUUAGUGGGAGAGUCAGCCUCCCUGUUUGCUGUAAGGAUGGGGUUUCCAUAUGAAGAGUUAACUACCCAAAAAUCUCUUUCGGUCUAUUCGAGGUGGCUUAAUCAGAGCUGUCAGCCAAACUACUGGAAGAAUGUAGUACCAGACUCUUCAAAAUCCUGUGGACCAUACAAAAAGGCUGAAAAAGUAAUCUGUGAAGAGGAUUGGACCAUCUCCCAAAGAAGAAUAAGUGUUCAUAAUCACGAUACUAUUGGUAUGAUUGUAAUUGGUGAGAGCGGAACCAUUGCUUCCGGGACAUCUACUAAUGGUGCAGUCCACAAAAUUCCGGGCCGUGUAGGAGACUCUCCAAUAGCUGGAGCAGGAGCUUACGCUGAUAGUACAGCUGGAGGAGCUGCGGCCACUGGGGAUGGUGACAUCAUGAUGCGCUUCUUACCCAGCUAUCAAGCGGUGGAGUAUAUGAGGAUGGGAACAGACCCAACAGUAGCCUGUCAGAAAGUUAUUUCUAGAAUCCAGAAGUAUGCACCAAAGUUCUUUGGCGGUGUUAUAUGUGCCAAUGCAACUGGAAGUUAUGGUGCUGCUUGUAAUAAAAUUCCAGGAUUCACUCAAUUUCACUUCAUGGUAUAUAGCCCUUUGCUAAGUCGGGCAACUGAGCAAGUAGUAGAUUGCAUUUAAUUGCUUUUGUACUAAUAACAUCUAAAUUUAGAGGGGGAAAGGGGUAGAGAUGUUCCUCGGGCGUUAUUUUGCAAAAUGCUUGUUCAUUUUUACUGUUCUAUAAUCCUUUGAGCAAGUACAAAGAUAUGUUGAAGAUGCACCUAUUACUUUACUGUUUUUAGUAUGUUCUACUUUGUAAUUACCUUGUAUGGUGCCAGUAAACUUAAUCGUUAGGUGCUUAAUCUAAUUAGUUUGUAAAAUUGCUUCUAAAUGAUUGUAGAUUUUAAUCUAGAGUGAUAUUUAAGAAAUUGACUCUGUAGAGUUUUAGGGAAGUGAAUAUAUCUGCACAAUUAGAGUGCUUACACUUUUACGAUUAGCAUAGGGAAUUCAUCUCUGCUUAAAAGUCAACAUCUAAGUGAAAUGACCGAAAUUGAUGUGCCUUGCUGUUGCAAAUGCUUGAGGUCACUUAAGUCAGGAAUUCAGUAGACAUUGCCUUGCAUCCCAACUCAGUUCUUAAACUUGUGCAAACCUGAGAAUCAAACUGUGCUUCUAAAUACGGCAAAAAGUUCUCUGUAUGUUUACUUCUGAGUAAUUCCAUGUUUCACCUGUGUUUUUUUGUUGUUGUUGAAAGCAUAACUAUGGUUGCUGGAAAAACCGUUUCACAGGAAGUUCAUAAAGUGGACAGAUUUUCAUGUGCAUGCAAAGGCUGUGUCAAAUAGCCCUUCUAAUCUGUUUGUUUUCAUAAGAGCUAAGUAGCCGAAAGUGAUGCAUAGUAACCAUUGAACUGGACCUUCACUUUGCCAUUUAAAAUCAAAUCUUUAGCAGAAAUCUGGAAUGAGAGGGAAGAAGAAAGGGGAAUUUAUUUUGAGAAUUGUUAACAAUCUUUAUAAGAUUUAGUCCAGGAUUCUUUUCCUUUGAAAAGAAAAUUGCAUGGAAAUGCUGGCAAGCAAAGAAAGGGGA